Molecule: messenger RNA, 928 nt
Organism: Pantherophis guttatus
Lineage: Eukaryota; Metazoa; Chordata; Lepidosauria; Squamata; Colubridae
Source: RefSeq, a predicted model, not a curated record
GGCGAAAGGCUUCCUUCGCCGCCGCCUUCCUCCGCCCUUCCCUUUCCGGAGCCCAGGGCGCGCCAAAGCCGGGGCCAUGCCGUUGGAUCACCGCCGAAUCCCGGGCCCGGAAGACUCGCAGUCGCCUCUGCUGUACGUGCCGGCCGAGCCGAAGGAAAGCGGCGAAGCGAGCCAAGCCCAGCGGGACCCUUCGGCUCUGCGGCCUCUCUUCGCCCGCGUGGGGCUGCUGAGCCAAGCCAAAGGCUCGGCCUACGUGGAGCUGGACGGAGGCACCAAAGUCUUGUGCUCCGUUGCCGGACCGCGCGAAGCAGCCGGAGCAGGCGGGGUUCCAUCCGAACAACGAGGCCGGUUGGUUUGCGACUUCCGACGGGCUCCUUUCUCCGGCCGAGGAGCCCGGAGCCGUCCGGGCGAGAAAGAACCCGAGCUGGCUCUGGCGUUGCAAGAAGCCUUGGAACCGGCCGUGCGCUUGGCGCGUUACCCGAGGGCGCAGCUGGAAGUGAGCGCGCUGCUCCUCCAAGACGGCGGUUCUUCUUUAGCCGCCGCUUUGUGCGCCGCCGGGCUGGCGCUGGCCGACGCCGGCAUCGAGCUCUACGACCUGGUGGCGGCUUGCGCGCUCAGCCGGACCGGCCCGGAGUGGCGCCUCCAACCCAGCGAGCCCGAAGAGCGCGCCGCCUCCGCCCGCCUCACCGUGGCUCUCCUGCCUUCCCUCAACCAAGUCUCCGGCCUGCUGGGCAGCGGCGACGGCGGGCAAGCCGACAGCUGGGCUCAAGCGCUCCGCCUGGGGCUCGACGGCUGCCAGCGCCUUUAUCCGCUGCUGCGCCAAAGCCUCCUGCGCGCCGCCAAGCGCCGGGCGCCGGAUCCACAGGAGCCCGCCGGGAUGGAUACGGAGGAAGCUCAAGCGGGGACGGCCUGAAAUCGCCCUCUCGGG